UUCAGCACGAAUUUACACAGAGCUGGACGAACACGUGAUGCCAAACCGCUCACUUGGGAUAAGUUCUUCGAUGAGAAUCGCCAAGUCGAUGUAGAUGGUGAUAGCUUCAACGUCUAUCUCAAGGGUAAUACUGGACCAGUAUUUUAUUUCCUUCAUGGCGGCGGAUACUCUGGAUUGACAUGGGCAUGUCUUGCGGCUGAACUUAGCAGUCGUAUCCAAUGCCGACUGUUAGUGCCCGAUCUUCGCGGACACGGGAAAACGCAUACUAAAGACGAGAAAGAUCUUUCAGUUGAGCGACAGACAAGAGAUAUUAUCGCAAUUUAUAAUGCAGUCUUCGGCGCCGAAUGUCAAGAGGAUCCACCUCUUGUGUGUGUUGUUGGUCACAGUAUGGGUGGCGCACUGGCGGUACACGUCGUUGCCACAGAUGAAAUUCCAAAUGUGGUCGGUUUAGUGGUCAUCGACGUUGUGGAAGGUUCAGCUAUGGAUGCUCUCGCGGGAAUGCGAACAUUCCUGCGCGGACGUCCGAGCAGUUUUGAGUCUGAAGAGAAAGCUAUCACGUGGUGCCUCCAGUCAGGUGCCACUAGGAAUCGAGAGGCUGCCAAGAUCUCGAUGCCAUCACAAAUCAAAAAGACUGAGGAUGGAAAGUAUGUAUGGCGUAUUGAUUUGAUGGAUACGGAACCGUAUUGGGUUGGUUGGUUCCAAGGCUUGUCGGCCAAGUUUCUCUCGUGUGGCCCUCCAAAAUUGCUAGUACUUGCGGGUGUUGAUCGACUCGAUAAGGAUCUAACGAUAGCCCAAAUGCAAGGCAAAUUCCAAAAUACGAUUCUUCCCAAAGUGGGCCAUGCAGUGCAAGAGGACAGUCCCGAUCUGAUUAGUCUGACGAAGUUGGGCCUUCGAUUCCUCAUGUCGAAUAAUCGAUAUUCGCUGAAGCUCCGCACAAGAAGGAGCCACGGCCCGUGGCACGCCGCACAUCCCAUUGCUACGAGUGCGGUAUGGAAUGAUAUCUAA
Cooperia oncophora is the source of this 1005-nucleotide messenger RNA. Lineage: Eukaryota; Metazoa; Nematoda; Chromadorea; Rhabditida; Trichostrongylidae. The record is from the annotation of a GenBank genome assembly.